This is a messenger RNA of Hermetia illucens (black soldier fly), 2223 nucleotides long. RefSeq names its product gamma-aminobutyric acid receptor subunit alpha-2. Gene Ontology annotation, molecular function: GABA-A receptor activity; extracellular ligand-gated monoatomic ion channel activity; neurotransmitter receptor activity. Gene Ontology annotation, biological process: chemical synaptic transmission; monoatomic ion transmembrane transport; signal transduction. Bases 246 to 2075 code for a protein of 609 amino acids. Lineage: Eukaryota; Metazoa; Arthropoda; Insecta; Diptera; Stratiomyidae. Gene Ontology annotation, cellular component: synapse; membrane; neuron projection. The record is from RefSeq and is a predicted model, not a curated record. The transcript is spliced from 11 exons.
GUUCGUCGAAGAAGUUGAAUCGAACGAAAGUCCGUUAUUUGCAUUUAGGUGUGAUAAUGCGUGAAGUCGUUGGUUCUUGGUGAUAGUGUGGACACGUGAAUAAUUUUCGAAUCCGAUGACCGUUAGGUUGUGAAAAUAAAUUACUUUCACCGCGGCAGUGACUUCCCAUAGUUUGCGAAACUAGACUCACUCAAAUCAUAUUCAAAAAACAUCUAUUUUGUGCUGGUGAAAUUCAAGUGUUGAGAAUGAACGAGAUGAAUUUUUCAAACUUUUUAGGGGCAUUGGUAUUGGUAAGUAUGGCUGGCGAGUCCUUGCAAGGACCCACACUUCAGCAGCAAAUUUCAAGGAAAACUGUAGAAUACGAAAAUGAUGUUACAUCUACUAAGAAAUUUUCGAAGUGGAGUAUGGAGAAUACGACCGUUACUUUUGGAAAUCUGAACGAUUCUUAUGAUUCCAUUCGUAGUACUCGAGUUGGUUCUGCCGCAUCACUACCAACUGCCAACCGACCAUCGAUACCCAUAAUGAUUCCGGUUGCUAGGAUUUAUGAGUCCUUCAGAGCCACCACGAUUUCGCCUCUAUUGCAUGAAGGAGUGGAUCUACCGUUGGAUGUCCUGAAAUCGAAUGCAUCCUACAUGGAAAAGAUUCGAGUGCGAAAACGAACUGCUCCGAAUGAUGUUUUGAGUAAGAAUAUUUCAAUCAUCCUUGAGAACCUGCUCAAAAGUUAUGAGCGAUCACAGCUGCCGACACACGGGAAAGGUGUGCCAACAAUUGUUAGGACGAAUAUGCUAAUUCGCAGUAUGGGGCCAGUAUCCGAGCUAGACAUGGACUACUCAAUGGAUUGCUACUUUCGUCAGUACUGGCGCGAUAAACGUCUAAGUUUUAAGGGUCCUAUAAAAAGUUUAUCGCUUAGUAUCAAGAUGCUGGAUAAGAUCUGGAGGCCAGACACUUACUUCUACAACGGUAAACAAUCGCAUAUUCACACAAUUACAGUCCCUAAUAAGCUGCUCCGGCUUAGCCAGGAUGGCGAUAUACUCUAUUCAAUGAGACUGACAAUCAAGGCUACGUGCCCCAUGGAAUUGCGAAACUUCCCAAUGGAUAGACAAUCGUGCCCACUUAUUCUAGGAAGUUACGCGUAUACAAGCAGACAACUGGUCUAUGAAUGGCACAGCAACGAUGCCGUCACAUUUGUCCCGGGGAUGACUUUGAAUCAAUUUGAUUUGAUUAGUAUGCCCCAUAGAAACUUUACAUUCACUCGCCGGGAAGGAGACUUUUCCGUCCUGCAUGUGUCCUUUAAUCUGAAACGACAUACGGGCUACUUUUUAAUUCAGGUGUAUGUUCCAUGCAUUCUAAUUGUGGUGCUUUCGUGGGUGUCGUUUUGGAUUCAUCGCGAGGCCACUAGUGACCGUGUUGGAUUGUGUAUUACGACGGUGCUAACACUCUCCACAAUCAGCCUCGAUUCAAGGACGGACUUGCCGAAAGUCAAGUAUGCAACGGCCUUGGAUUGGUUUUUGCUGAUGAGCUUCUUUUACACGAUUGCAACAUUGUUAGAGUUCGCUGGGGUGCAUUAUUUCACAAAGGUUGGAAGUGGCGAAUUUCCCAUUGAUGAUGAUGAAUGGGAAGACAUAGAUGAUAUCACUGAAGAAAUCGGUGGUUGUGGCGGAGGCUCAUCCUCGAGGCUCAGCAGUUCAAUUCGAGAUUCUCCGCAGAGGUCCACCAGCCUCAGAAGAAAGAAUUCACUUAUUUGUCCCAUAUAUAAUGACCCAACUCACAUUUUCAAGCCUCCAUCCUCGCACGCAUCUACGAUGGAGAGAACAACACAGACUGAACCACCUAUAACACCAAAGUGGAAACAAAUCUGGCUGUGCCUUCUGGGGGAUGAAAAGUUCCGAAAGCAACGCCAGCGUGAAGCCACGACCAAAAGAAGCCGUCAUAUCAACAGCGUUUCGCUGAUAGAUCAAGUCUCGCGGAUAGCGUUCCCUAUGUCCUUCGGGCUCUUCAAUCUGCUCUACUGGAUGGCCUACGCGAUGUACCAGCAAGAGUUUAGUUGGCCGUCCACGGCUACUAUGAAACAAUAGCAUAAGGACUGUUAAUUAUUAUUUCGUACUUCCGUUUCUACAUUUCAGCAGUUAACAUUGAAGGGACCUAGAGGAUAAACAUAAUCGUUGAAUUCCGUUGGCUUUGUAAAUUCUAGUGCAUUUGUUAAAUUUAUUGUUAUAUAAUAAU